UGACAGGACGUUAUUUGGUUAUGUUGUAUUAUUUUGUAAUGUGAUCAGUAUGAGGUAUUUUAAUAGUUUUGUUCUUAUUGUGUCGUUUCCUGUAAUACUUGCAGUUGAACACUUGGAAGGCACGAUAGAUUCAAAUUCAAGUGUAUCUGAACCUCAGUCGGUGCUGUACGCGAAGAACAUUAUCGAUCAUUGGGAGAGACUAGAAAGAGCCUUGGAUUGGUCCAAUAUUCAUGUUCAAGUGGGUUCUGCUUCACAUGGUCAACUCUUGACCUCACAACCGCAAGACGAAGCUUUAUUACAAGAGAAGAAUGCGCUUAUCGCUGCGUAUGCCUUGAGACACUUGAAAGAUCAACUUCGCAUCACGGGUCGGACACCACAGGGAACACCGUUCAGUUGGUCAUGCUCAAAAAAAGAGUGCUUACAUAGCAAAUAUCGACCGAUAGAUGGUUCUUGCAGUGAUUCCACGGACGGGUUUCAUGGAGGUGCAUUUAGUAGCUACUCCAGGUUGCUUGAGGCCUAUUAUGGAGACGGUCUGCAAGAAAUCCGUCGAUCAGUUCACCGGGCGUUUCUUUUACCCUCAGCGCGCUUAGUCAGUACUACAAUAAGUCAGAAUGAGUCCACUGUAUACGAUAAUUUAACAACAGCGGUGGCGUAUUGGGGUCGAUUCAUUGAGCACGAUAUGACUUUUACUGCUUCGAGCGUUAUGGUUCACUCCAAGAAGACCAUCGAAUGCUGCGAUAACGAUGGAAGCAAUCUCUCACCGAGGCACGUCCAUCCUCUCUGUGCCCCAAUACGUGUCCCAUUUGAUGACUACAUUUAUUCAAAGCUAUUUGUCAGGUGCAUCCCUUAUGUUAGAUCAAUUGGUGCUAUCCGCAUGAACUGUACUUUGGGAUCGCUUGAGCAGCUAAACCAAGCUAGUCACUUUCUGGAUGGAUCUCAAUUGUACGGCGUGGAGAAAACCAAACUAAACCUACGAAGGCAAUUUCGCAAUGGUUUAUUAAAGUAUAGCGGCACGUCGAAAAGCAUGUUUUUGCCAAGGUCUACAAAUCCAAUAAUUGACUGCCAAUACCUUACUCAAAAUGGUACCUGCUACAUUUCUGGCGACUCACGUGUAAAUGAGCUGCCACUCCUUACACUGUUGCAUACGUUGUGGCUUCGGGAACACAAUCGAAUUGCAGCAGCUUUACAUGGGAUUAACAAUCACUGGAAUGAUGAAGAACUGUUUCAAGAAACCAGACGGAUAGUGAUUGCACUUUUGCAACACAUCACAUACAACGAGUGGCUGCCAGUUAUAUUGAAUCAAAGCCAAAUGGAUAAAGUAAACUCGCCACCAUCUCAAUCAGAACUGGAUCCCAGAACGAGCAAUAGCUUUGCAACAGCUGCCAUCAAAUUUGUCAACUCCUUAAUCGACGAUAGUGUCAGAACUUAUAGCCGCAAUCGUACUCUCACAAAGACAUACGAUUUGAAAGACUACUUCUACAAGCCAUGCAUCUUGGAGGAAAACUUUGAUGGAUUCAUUCGCGGCAUGGCUACACAAAAUUGCCCAAAAUUGGAUUUAAAUUACGCAGAUAGUAUAAGAAACCACUUAUACCAAACUGACUCCCAUGGCUUUGAUAUCGUCAGCUUAGACAUACAGCGAGGACGUGAUCACGGUCUACCUACCUACGCAUCUUUUCGUUCAAUAAUUGGCUAUCCAAAUGUUACCCAGUUUUCCACUUUGGAAGACGUCACCCCUAUGGAACACGUAACUCUCCUGAGAAAAGUUUAUCAAAGUCCCUGGGAUAUCGACUUGAUAAUCGGGGGAAUGUCCGAAAGGCCGUUGCCAAAUUCAUUGUUAGGGCCGACGUUCUCCUACAUCAUUGGGGAGCAAAUGAAGCGCACUAAGAAUGGUGAUAGGUACUUUUACACGAAUAAGAAGCAACCGAAUCCGUUUACGGAUGCCCAGUUGAAGGAAAUCCAGAAAGUAACGCUUGCAAGGAUAUUCUGCGACAAUGGUGAUGAUAUUGUGUAUAUGCAACCUAAAGUGUUCAUGCAAAUUUGUGAUAGUAAUCCAUUAGUAUCCUGCACGGGUAAUGUAAUACCCCAUUUAAAUCUAAAAGUAUGGAAGAAGAAAUAGCUUGCAUUAAACAGUGAUGAGAUAAUGAAUUAUACAGAUAUAGUGAACUUUUUCCUAUCAGUCGCACGGUUGGCACAUUUAAA
Molecule: messenger RNA, 2199 nt
Organism: Photinus pyralis (common eastern firefly)
Lineage: Eukaryota; Metazoa; Arthropoda; Insecta; Coleoptera; Lampyridae
Product: peroxidase-like
Exons: 11
Coding region: 50-2116 (688 amino acids)
Biological process (GO): response to oxidative stress
Molecular function (GO): heme binding; peroxidase activity
Source: RefSeq, a predicted model, not a curated record